AUGGAGACUGCCGCAAGCAUCAUUGCUGUGCUUCAGCUUUCAGGUUUCAUCAUUACGUACGCAAGAACCGCUCACGGGGCGAGAGAUGAAAGAGAACGUCUUUGUGAUCAGCUUGAAGGCUGCAGCCAUGUUCUUCAACUACUCAAGGAAGACUUGAACGAUCCAAAUGCUAAUCCGACCUGGGCUGUAUCUAUACGCAAACUUGAAUCCGUCAAUAACCCUCUACACAGACUUGCAAAAGCGCUGGAGCCAUUGGAAAGGGAACUUUCCAAAAUUGAUAAAGUACAUGUGCGCUUGACGUGGCCUUUUAAAAGGAUGCAGGUCCUGGAACUGAUGACGACUAUUGACCGAGAGAUGAAUUCUCUGUCCCUUUCUCUGCAGAACGAUUCCGGCAGGUUGCUACACAAUUUGCACGCCCGUUCUCAGAAGAUCAGUCGUCAAAUCGACAAGAUUGCACAAUCGAUUCGAGACAACGCGCAGGCAAACGUUGAUCAUUAUCAAGAAAUGACAAAAGGCAUCUCAGAAAUCCAAACGACUCAGCACACCGUUACAUCUGCACUCGAUCGCCUGCAGAAACAAACUACAAGCAAGGAGGUAGACAUUCAACGCGAGGAGAUACUCCGGUGGAUGACGCCGUCCAAGCAACUCUUCCAGAAUCCAGAAUCAAGAACAAAUCAUCUUGGCAUGGGCAAUUGGGCUGUCCGUUCUGAAGCUUACAAGACCUGGUCCAAUCUCCACAGUCAGACACUAUUCUGCCCUGGCCUUCCCGGAGCCGGGAAAACCUAUAUCACCUCAGUUAUUGCCCAAGACCUACGGAAUGAACAAACGCUUGAGAACCUCUUGGUUAGUCUCCUAAGGCAGUUGGUGGACCAAAUGCGUCUGUUGCCCGAAGCGGUCAUCGACUUGUAUAAGCGGCACCGAGAAGUAGACGGCAUGUUCUUGUUGGCACAACUUCACCUUGAGUCUCUCAAAACAGCGAGAUCACCCAAAGCCGUCCGUAUCCUAUUGAAAAAGCUACGCGCGCGCUCGGUAAAAGACAAUAAAGCAGUGCUUGCGUCUGAAGCUUACGACUACGCUUAUACAGUUGCUAUGGAUCGAAUUCAAGGGCAGCCACAGGGCCAAAGAGAGCUCGCCAUGGAUGCUUUAGCUUGGCUUGCCUUCGCAAAGACGCCCAUGACAAUAGCAAUGUUGCGAGUAGCGCUUGCCGUGGAGAUCGGGGAACCAAACCUUGAUCCAAGUAACAUUUCAGACAUCAAAGACGUCGUCUCUGCGUGCAUAGGUCUUAUCGUGGUUGAUGAGUCUAGCUGCAUUGUCAGGCUGAUUCAUUAUACAGCUCAGGAGUUUUUCCAACGCAAUUUACAGAGAUGGUCACCCAACGCCAGGAGUGAUAUAGUAGCCGUAUGCACCACAUAUCUCUCCUUCCGUGAAAGCGAGGAAGGAGUAGACCCCUUCGAAUGCUCUGAUGUCGAGAGCGCAGACUGGAUUCCUACUGAUGAAGAGGUACUCAAGAUUUACGAUACGGGCAGUGCAGACGCUCCGGUUGAUUUGAGAUAUUACCAUGCAUUCUAUAUGUACGCGAUCGACCACUGGGGCAACCACGCUCGUGAUCUUCCAUGCGUACAUCCGGGCGUCAUGGACUUUCUAAAGCGACCGAAGAAUGUUGAGGCAGCAGGUCUCAAGCUUAUCGACCUGAAGGGUGUAACAGCGCUUCAGCUUGCCGCUCACUUCGGGCUUAGGGAAGUGGUAGCAGAACUUCUCGAGAAAGAGGACUGUGACCUAGCAGCCAAAGACUUUGCCGGUGUCACAGCGCUUAUGGAGGCAACUUCUGAAGGGCGGCAUACCACAGUCGAGCUGCUUAUCGAACACGGCGCUAACAUCGAUGCCGAAGACUACGAUGGGCGUACAGCACUACACAUUGCUGCACUCGCAGGCCGUCAUGUGAUCGCACGCUUCCUGUUGACGCAGGGCGCUAAUGUCAAUGCUCUCGACUUUGGCAAUCAGUCGCCUCUGCUACUCGCCUCAAAACGAGGUCACGAGACCAUCGUCGAGCUCCUACUUCAGCACAACGCUGGUACCGACUUCGCGGAUGAAAACGGCGUUACUCCACUCCUCGUUGCGAUUUACUCUAGAAAGAACCGAAUCGCAGAUAUGCUCUUGGCAGCUGGUGCCGACGUCACUCACCGGGUCCACGAUCAAUCUGCCCUCGAAAUGCUCAGGUCAUACGGAAUUGACCAACCCAGCGACGUAAAGAAGCUAGCUGGUAGGGCCGCACUCUCAUUCAUCGCAGAAUGGACCAUCCAUAUUCCGGGUAAGCGGCGGAACUUCGACCCCCUCAUCCAGGCUCUUGUGGAGGCCGGCGCUGAUGUGAACGACCAAGACUAUCAUGGACGCUCACCGUUGCAUUACGCUGUUAACAGGGGCAAUGACGCUACCGUUCAGAAGCUCAUUGAACUCGGGGCGGACCCUAAUCUUGUAGACGAAGACGGAGAUUCGCCCUGGCUUCUCGCCUUGGAUCGCGUGAACCACGAGAGGAGUUCUCCUUGGCUCCUCUCGACCGUGAGCGAUCUGCAUUUUUGUCCUUCCGGAAUGAGUCUCCACCGUGAUAUUGUCCAAAUGCUCGAAAAGGCGGGCGGAGGUAGCGAAGUGGAAAGAAAUAUCGUCCAAAGAGAGCUGGCGAUUAGGAAGAAAAGGAAGAGAGACGAUACGAAUGAUUCGGAAUCAGAGAAGUUUUCAAAACGUAAUCUAUCUGGUAGAUGA
Didymosphaeria variabile is the source of this 2757-nucleotide messenger RNA. RefSeq lists its product as uncharacterized. Gene Ontology annotation, cellular component: ciliary inversin compartment. Gene Ontology annotation, molecular function: protein binding. Lineage: Eukaryota; Fungi; Ascomycota; Dothideomycetes; Pleosporales; Didymosphaeriaceae. Gene Ontology annotation, biological process: protein localization to ciliary inversin compartment. Bases 1 to 2757 code for a protein of 918 amino acids. The transcript has 4 exons. The record is from RefSeq and is a predicted model, not a curated record.